Messenger RNA from Prosopis cineraria, 4674 nucleotides. RefSeq names its product ethylene-insensitive protein 2. NCBI's taxonomy places the organism in Eukaryota, Viridiplantae, Streptophyta, Magnoliopsida, Fabales, Fabaceae. The record is from RefSeq and is a predicted model, not a curated record. Gene Ontology annotation, cellular component: membrane. Gene Ontology annotation, biological process: ethylene-activated signaling pathway; metal ion transport. Gene Ontology annotation, molecular function: cadmium ion transmembrane transporter activity; manganese ion transmembrane transporter activity.
UUGUGUCUCUUUCUGCUUUCCCGGAAAAUGGAUCUAUCCUCUUCUCUCUCUUUAUAUAAUAUUAUCAUAUCAUAUCCAAUUUCAUUAUUUAUCUCAUGAUCAAGUGGGUUAUUCGGGUUCUCUGAGAUCUACUCGCAGCAGUGAACGAAGACUGCAGGUGAGCAGGAAAGCGUCAAAAUUUCAGAACCCUAGCUACUUUGUACGGUCUUUAUUUGAUAAAUUCAUCUUCAAUAUCUUCAUCGGCAUUCAUCAGAUCCAGGGAUUGGCGAAGUCUGAGGAGGCAGCGAUUGGAUCAAUCACGGAUCAUUAGGCCCUUUUGUCCACAGGUCUUCAAGAAGUUUGUCAUAUAUUGGGUUGACUUUCAGUCAUGUUUAGGACUUAAAGUCAUGAGUAAAAUUGGUAGUGGGGAUAGAAUGAAAAUGCAAAGGCUGUUGGUUUAAUUCAAAAUAAAACCAGAUUGGUGUCUGAUGGUUAAUGUGAGAUAAAGGGCUAGCAUACAAGGAGAAGCUAUUGUUCAAUUGUUGAGAUUGCAAUCCACAGGCUCAGUUUUUUAACCAGCAGAGUUCUAACAAGUGAAAGUUGAUUAUUGAAGCAGUUGACUUUUCUAUGAAUGGCUGGUGAUGGAUGAGUUGUUCACUUUUGAUACCAAAAAACUGGUGGCGGACAGCAAUGCAAUUAAUAUAUGACUUAGUAACGAAUGUUGCAACUUCAAGGUCUAAUAAUUUUGUGAACCCUUAAUGUUGGAAGCGAUGAACAACAAAAUGGAGGCAGAGACAAUGAAUGCUAACCACCUGCCUUCAUCUCUUCUUCGAUCCCUUCAUGUUAUUGCACCUACGCUUAUGAUCUCAGUGGGAUACAUUGACCCAGGAAAGUGGGCUGCUACAGUUGAAGGUGGUGUGCGGUUUGGAUUUGAUUUGAUGGCAUUCAUGCUUGUCUUCAAUUUUGCUGCUAUCUUAUGUCAGUACAUAUCAGCUAGGAUUGGUGUAAUUACUGGAAAAGAUCUUGCAGAGAUUUGCAGAGAUGAGUAUGGUGCAUGGACAUGCAUGUUCCUUGGAAUCCAAACGGAACUUUCAGUGAUUAUGCUAGACCUUAAUGUGAUCCUGGGCAUGGCUCACUUAUUAAAUCUAAUUUUUGGGUGGGACUUGUUCACCUGUGUCUUGUUGGCUGCCACUAGUGCUGCUUUUCACCUGCUUCUUGCCAUCCUUCUUGAGAAUGGGAAGGCAAAAGUCCUGGGCCUGUUUAUUGCUGGUUUUGUUCUGCUUUUUGUUGCUUUCGGGGUAAUAAUAAAUCGACCUGAGAUUCUAGUAUCCACAAGUGGAGUACUAACAAAGUUGACUGGGGAGAAUGCAUUUGUGCUUAUGAGUCUUUUGGGAGCAACUCUUGUACCCCACAACUUUUAUCUUUAUUCCUCUGUUGUACAGUGGCAUCGGGGAUCAAUAAACUUCUCUAAGGAUGCUAUGUGUCAUAACCAUUUUGUAGCAAUCUUUUGUGUCUUCAGUGGCAUUUAUUUGGUAAACAAUAUGAUUAUGAGUGCUGCUGCAAAUGAGUUCAAUGGUACUGGUCUUGGUUUGCUUCCUUUUCAAGAUGCACUAUCAUCGAUGGAACAGGUGUGGCAAGGUCCAAUGGCACUAUCUGCUUUUCUUCUCUUUUUGUUUAUUUCAAAUCAGACCACAGCAUUGGCAUAGUUUAGGGGGGAAGUAGUUGUACAUAGUUUUUUGAAACUAGACAUUCCAGGCUGGCUUCAUUAUGCUACAAUCAGGGUGAUUGCUGUUCUUCCUGCCCUUUAUUGUGUUUGGAGUGAAGGUGCUGAAGGGAUGUAUCAACUGCUUGUAUUCAGUCAGGUCGUGGUAGCUUUGCAACUUCCAUCUUCUGUGAUCCCCCUUUUCCGAAUUGCUACAUCUAAAUCAAUAAUGGGUGUUCACAAGGUCUCUCAAUUUGUGGAGUUUUUGGCAUUGAUAUUAUUUAUUGGAAUACUUGGGUUAAAUAUUAUCUUUGUCGUAGAAAUGAUAUUUGGCAGUAGCAAUUGGGCAGAAUCUUUGAGAUGGAAUGUGGCUGGUGGCAUGUCUGCCUCUUAUUCAGUUCUUGUUAUAACUGCCUGUGUAUCAUUUGGCUUGAUGCUUUGGCUAGCUAUCACACCUUUAAAAUCUGCGAGUGCCCAUUUAGAUGCUCAGGCUUGGAACUGUGAUGAGGCAGAGGCCAUACAAGUUUCACCAAUUGGGAGUCAGGAGUCGGACUUAACUGAAGCUAGAUGUCACAGAGAUGCACCUCUUGUGGUGAAGGAACCAUCUUCAACUGUAGCAAGAGACUUGGAGAUUUCAGAGCUUCAUGUGACUACAGAAGAAGAGAGUCAUUCAAUUACACAAUUGCCUAGUCCCCCAAAGCAUCUUGCCAAGGAGUUAGUUUCCACUUCAAAUUCAGAGGCAUUAUCAACUGUUGCAAAUGAGAUUUCUGAUGCUGGAUUGGUGGCCACCAAAACUGAAGAACUGGAAGCAAGUGCCCUUGAGAAGACUGUGGAAGUUGAGGCAGAUACAAAUGCUGAGAGGGAUGAUGAUGACGGGGACUCUUGGGAAGCUGAAGAAUCAUCCAAAGUGGCUAGCACAGAGGCUUCAUCUUCAACAUCAGAUGGUCCUGCGUCAUUCAGGAGUCUUAGUGGGAAAAGUGAUGAAGGGGGGAAUAGCAUUGGAAGUCUGUCAAGAUUAGCUGGCUUAGGACGUGCUGCAAGGCGCCAACUAGCUGAUACUCUUCAUGAAUUCUGGGGCCAACUGUAUGAUUACCAUGGACAAGCAACCCAGGAUGCAAGGGCAAAGAAAUUGGAUGUCUUGUCUGGUGUAGAUUUGAGAUUUUCCAGUUCCUUGCAGAAAGUAAAUGCAUCUGGAAAUGACUGUUCUGAGUAUGGAGCAUCAGUUGGAAGUAGAGCAUCAGAUACUUUGAUGAACUCGAGUCUUUAUGAUUCUCCCAAGUGUCCCAGGAUACAAAGUACUUUUGAACCUUUACAUAGCCCUCAGAGGAGUUCCUCAUCUUUUCAGGCAAACCGCCGAGAGUUUUUAGAUACAUAUGUGCAGAACUUGAGUCGCAAGGUUCUUGACUCUGGGGAGAGGCGCUAUUCCAGUGUGCGCAACCUGCAUUCAUCUGAGGUUUGGGAUAGUCAGCCAGCAACGGUACAUGGUUAUCAAAUUGCAUCCUAUCUUAGUCGAGGUGGAAGAGACAGAAUUCCAGAUAAUUUAAAUGGUCAAGGUGAACUGUCAUCAUUAAAAUCUCCUUUAACAGCCGCUAAUACAAGCUAUAGGGAUCCACUUACAUUUUCUUAUGGGGAAAACUUGCAAAAUGGUGCAGCUGCAGCUCGACCCCCAGGAUUUGAAAACAUCACAAUCUCUAGAAACUCCACAUUGCCAUCUGAGACAUCGCGCUAUGAUUUUCGCUUUCCUGGACCUGCAGAUAAUGUAGGCAAUUCAGUCAAUACAAAAAGAUACCACAGCUUGCCAGAUAUUUCAGGACGUGGUAUACCCCACAGGGAUGUUUAUGCUUCUAAUAAGAAUUCCCCGUUUGGGGGUUCUAUAUAUGGAUUUGCUGGAACUAGUUAUGAACCGUUGUAUUCAAAUUUGAGAUCCAGAAGAGGAGCACCUUUGCCCUUUGAUGAACUUUCUUCUUCAAAAGUUUACAGCGCCCUCCCAUCACAGUUGGGUUCUGAUUCUGAUUCUGGAUCUCUCUGGUCAAAACAGCCUUUCGAGCGGUUUGGUGUUGCAGAUAAAAGCCAUAAUGUUGGAAUGGAAGGUGCUGGAACUCGGCCUAGUUCAAUUUCACAAGAGACUGCUUCAAUUGUUGAUAUGGAAGAGGUGAAACUUCAGUCCUUCAGACAUUGCAUUAUCAGGCUCUUAAAAUUGGAGGGGUCUGAUUGGUUGUUUAGACAGAAUGGUGGGGUUGAUGAGGACCUAAUUGAUCGUGUAGCUGCAAGGGUCCUCUAUGAAGUUGAAACUAGGGAGACAAACUCCUCUAAUUUUUCGGUGACAUCAUUUACUCGCUGUGGGAAGGGUUGUAUAUGGAGAUCUGACUUGAUCAUAAGCUUUGGGGUGUGGUGUAUUCACCGUAUCCUUGAACUUUCACUCAUGGAGAGCCGCCCUGAGCUGUGGGGGAAAUACACAUAUGUACUCAACCUCCUCCAGGGUAUAAUUGAUCCAGCCUUCUCAAAGCGUCGUGAUGUGAUGCUCCCAUGCUCUUGCCUACAAAUUCCAGCAGAUUACCAGCUAAAGUCGAGCCCUACUUUCUCGAACGGAGUGUUACCCCCUCCCCCUGCUGCGAAAGGUGGCAAGGGGAAAUUGACCACUGCAUCAAUGAUGCUUGACCUCAUAAAGGAUGUGGAAACUGCAAUCUCUUCUCGUAAAGGACGCACAGGAACUGCUGCAGGCGAUGUAGCUUUCCCAAGGGGAAAGCAAAAUUUGGCCUCUGUUCUUAAACGCUACAAGCGCAGAUUAUCCAACAAAUCAUUUGGCUCUGAUUCACGCAGGAUUCUCUCUUCAGCUCCCUAUAAGAACUCGUAGCAUUUUGCCCUUGCUGCUUUGUGUUGCUAAACCAGAUUCUUGCUUUAGAUUCUAUUUCCUUGUAUGUUUUAUGCAUCGGAUAACGAUUGCUUUACGUAAUCGCAACAAAUGAAAGGGGGGGAAAUGGUUAGAUGUAAAA